GUGAACUGCUCUUCAAAGUAAAAGCGCAUCUGCAAAAGUAAUGUUUGGAAGUAACACAGUGAAAAAUAGUAAAAUAAAAAAAUGACUUAUGUAAUUGCACUUGUAUACAGUUACAUUUUCAUAUACUCCGCUUAAAUGUAUUGUAUUUUAUUAUUAUAAUUUUAAAAGCAGCCUGUGGAUAUGGUGUUUAUUUUGAAUGUUUGAACCGGAAGUUUAGUGUGUCGUUAUUAACUUGACGUCACCAUCCCAGCUGCCGUUCAUUGAUUAUUCCAGCAGUUAACUGGGAGUGGGUACCGUUACCGUUACCGUGCUGUGUACAGCCCCGUACAGCCAGGGAGCCAGUGUGUCCGGUAAACGGUACCGUGCUGUAUACAGCUAGGGUAAAUCUGUAUACAUCUAAAGGCUCUCACGGUAAGACAUGAUGUCGGGAUGGGAACACUGGAGCAUCCAGAUGUUACCAUCUGGUCCAUCCGCUAGUCUGACGCUAGUCUGACGGGAGGACGUCAUUGUGGAUGUUGAUGACGUUGUUUCCAUGUAUUGACAGUAAUAAUCAGUGAUGACCAUGAACAAUAUGAAGGAUGCAGCGACUAUCCGCCAGCAGAGCUCCGACAAUAACUCCGUCAGCAGCAGUGAGUGGGACAUGGCUAAUGAUGUUUUUGUGUCCGGAUACGACGACACUCCGAUGGGAGAUGGGGUUGCUGCUGGGGACCUUGUUGGGGACCUUGCUGAGGACCUUGUUGGGGACCAUGCUGGGGACCUUGCUGGGGACCUUGUUGGGGACCUUGCUGGGGACCAUGCUGGGGACAAGGACCCACAGCAGCCCGGCUUGGACAGACACCUGCCGCUCUUGUCCCCGGAUGGCAUGAUGCUGGGCCUGGCUGGGGACGAAUAUUCGGGCUCAUCGUAUCUGGACAUUGAUCCAAACUACACAGAAAGUGACGGCAACGUCACGACCAAGAAGCGGAUCCGGUCCAACAGCUCCCGGCACCGCGGGGAGAUCGUCACGGAGCUGGGACCGGAGGAGGUCCGCUGGUUCUACAAAGAGGACAAGAGGACGUGGAAGCCGUUCGUUGGACACGACUCUUUAAAGAUCGAGACGGUCUACCGGAGGUUCAGUGAGCAGAACCCGGACAAGGUCAAACGACCCGUGGAUCCCUCCGAGGCAGCCCGGUCAGGAGACAUGCAGCCGGACAGCGGAGCGGCGGACGGGGGGCAGGAGGAGAUCAGGGACCCGGUCCCGGUCCCGGACGUGGAGGCAGUGUGUGUCAGAGGGGGACUCUAUGAAGUGGACAUCAGGGAGAAGGAAUGCUACCCUGUUUACUGGAACCAGCAAGAUCGUAUUCCUGUGAUGAGGGGCCAGUGGUUCGUCGAUGGAACGUGGCUUCCCCUGGAGGAGGACGAGAGUGAUUUCAUCGAGAUGGAGCACCUCGCCCGUUUCCGGGGGCAACAGAUGAGGGACACCUACGAGAUGGAGGUAGUGACCACCACAGUGGACAUCAAGGAUGCCACCCACAGUCGGAAGCUGAGCAGGAGCCACGUGGACUGGCACAGUGUUGACGAGGUGUACCUGUACAGCGACGCCACCACCUCCAAGAUUGCACGCACCGUCACUCAGAGACUGGGCUUCUCUAAAGCCUCCAGCAGCGGGACACGUCUCCAUCGAGGAUACGUGGAAGAGGCAGCACCCGAGGACACCCCACCUGAAACCACACACAUCGUCUUUGUGGUGCACGGCAUCGGCCAGAAGAUGGACCAGGGCCGCAUCAUCAGGAACACCAGCAUGAUGAGAGACGCUGCCAGGAAGAUGGAGGAGAAGCACUUCUCUGAUCGCACCACAGAGCAUGUAGAGUUCCUUCCUGUGGAGUGGAGGUCCAAGCUGGCUCUGGAUGGAGACACGGUGGACUCCAUCACCCCGGACAAAGUGCGAGGCCUCAGAGACAUGCUGAACAGCAGUGCCAUGGACAUCAUGUACUACACCAGCCCUCUGUACAGAGACGAGAUUACCAGGGGUUUGACUCUGGAGCUGAAUCGUCUGUACUCACUCUUCUGCUCGCGAAAUCCAGACUUUGAGACAAAUGGGAAGGUGUCCAUAGUAUCGCACUCGCUAGGCUGCGUCAUCACCUACGACAUCAUGACAGGCUGGGACCCCGUGCUCUUUCAUCAUCAAGAAGCGCCGGACCCGGAGGAGACGAAGGUCCGCUGGCCGAGUGAUGAGGAGCGCCACCUUCAGGAGCAGCUGAGACUCACACGCCUCAGGUUGAGGGACUUGGAGGAUCAGUUCCAGGGUCUGCAGACCUCAUCUUGUGCAAUGCCAGCCUUGAAAUUCAAGGUAGAGAACUUCUUCUGCAUGGGCUCUCCUCUGGCUGUUUUCUUAGCGUUGCGAGGGAUCCGGCCUGGAAACAGCGUUGUGCAGGACCACAUCCUCCCCACAUCUAUCUGCAAACGCCUCUGCAACAUAUUCCAUCCCACAGACCCCGUGGCAUACAGACUGGAGCCUCUUAUCUUAAAGCACUACAGUAACAUCUCACCUGUUCAAAUCCACUGGUACAACACCACCAGCCCGACACCGUACGAUCAGAUCCGGCCCACGCUGCUCAACCCAGUGAAGGAGAAGGAGACGGCAUCGGUCUCGGACUCAGAGAGCAUCCCCAGCCCCUGCACAUCCCCCCCCCAGGCCCGACGGCACUAUGGAGAGUCCAUCACCAGCCUUGGCAAGGCCAGCAUCAUGGGUGCUGCCAGUCUUGGAAAGGGAAUCGGAGGAAUCCUGUUUUCCCGUUUCUCCCGUUCUAGUGGCCAGGUGGGCGGAGUGGAGGAGGAGCCGUUAGAUUCUGAGGGUGAAAAUUUGGCAUCAGGAGAGGAAGGAGCACCGGCGGCAGAGAGCGAAGAGAAGGACAAAGAAAUAGAGGAAGAGAGAACGGAGGUGGAGCCCAUCAUGUCCCAGUCCAUCUCCGCUGUCAUGGACAGCACCUCGUUGGAACUGGAGCGACGCAUCGACUUUGAGCUGCGGGAGGGCAUGGUGGAGAGCCGCUAUUGGUCAGCAGUGACCUCACACACGGCCUAUUGGUGCUCUUACGACGUGGCUCUGUUCCUCCUCACCUUCAUGUACAGACCACAAGAGCCUGUUGAACCUGCAGAAGAAAACCCAGAGACCUCAUAACGGGCCAACUGACACACGGAACCAUCACGGCGGGGGGGUCACUUCACUUUCUAAUCACACCUUUUCACAUAUAAACUGAGAGCCCAACUUAUGGAACACAAAAUGAAGAAUGAAGUCACUUCAUUUUCUAAUUUCUUAAUUCACAUAAAAACAAUUCUCUGCUUGACCCAAUUUUUGAAAUGUGAAAUAUUAAAUAUAAAUAAUAUAUUAUAAAAUUAUUAGAUAUAGGUUUGGGAAAUUUUGGAAGACUAAUUAUUAUUUAAAAUUAUGUUUACAUUUUGUUUGAUCAAACAGUGAUUAAUGCUUAAUUUAAUUUAACUUCAUUAUUUGUUACUAUUUGAUAGGAAGACGUUCCCUGCUAGCAGCCUAAAGUAAACACCAGAGGGUAGUUUUCAUUUUAAUGUUGGCUGUAAUAAGUUUUCAAACUUAAGAAAUUUCUAUUUUUCACUUGAAUUUGUCAUCCAUCAUACACCCACAAUGGCAAAAACAGUUUCAAUUUGAAUGAAAGAUUUCAUGUUAAACUUGUCAGUCCUUGACGUGCUGCUAGCAGAGCAAACUGAUCCACUGUUAGAACCAAGUGAAUUGAAAUGAAUUGACCCAACACAGACACACAACCUCUUAAUUCCUCCCAGUUUACACACUCUGACCUCGAUGUGACCUUUGCUCUAGACUGAGCAGACAGACAGUAUGCUGUGCCUGUCCUCUGUUUCCUGUUGUGUCCGGCCGUAUCGAUGACGUCCCACUGAACAUUACCUGUCUGAUCACAAAGCUCUGCUGGUCCUGACUGUGGAUGUGCUGCUGAGACUGUAGCCGUAGAGGAAGCCCCAGUGUCCAUGCCUCAGAGGAGUGAUCAUGGUAGGUCAUAUUAUAGAGAAGGCUAUAGGGAAUUCUUUUCCAGCACAGUGCACCACUCAGACAUUGAAUCUUAAAAUGUGAAUACAACAUUUAGUGAUUUUGACCACUGGAGGGCAGAAAGACUCCUGUAACAGAGCCUCCGUAUACCAUCCACUUAUCAUGUGGCUGUUAGCAGCUAACAGUUACCCAACACUAACAGUGUGUCGACACAACGUUAGCUAACUAACAUUAACAGAGCAGCAGCUUCAGUGCUUCCUCUGUGUCUACACAGGAUUCAUUCAAGCUACAGUAUUGAAUGCAGGUCACCUGUAGGUCAGAGUCCAACACACAGAAGGAAGACAAAUAGGUUUUUUAUCAUUUCAAUGCUGCUCGAAAAAGUUGCUACCUUUAGGGUGUCUGUAUUUACAUGCACUGAAGUAACCAGGAGCCCUAUUUAAACCAUCUACAAUGCAUGGUCUAAAGUGCAUGAUGCAAGUGCAUUUAGGGCGUGUCUAACUCUAAUAUUGCUAGUUAGGCGGUGCAUAACCUGUGUGCAGAGUAAGGCACAAGAGACAAAGAGGUUGUAUUUAGUCUCUUAAUCAAUCUGAGGUGUGUUUUGGGCGUAACAGGAACUAAACUAAUCAGAGUGUCCCUUUAAAAGCCAGGUGCUCCUGCACCGGGCGCGUCGCUAUUUAAACGGAUGAUUUGGUAAAUUGGAGAAGCGAGCGGUUUUCUGCUGAGGAAACAGAGCUGGUCGUGCACAAAGUGAGAGUGUGUGAGCAGAUGUAUGUGGUGUUUGGCUGGUGGACCCUCUGCCUCCACCGUCUCCUGAUCCUCUGUCCCGUCAACAUCUCCAUCUGACUGCAUACGAGCAAAUGACUGAUGACCUAUUUAAUAAAUAAUGAAAACUGUAAUACUUUCUGAUGCAACCCAUGGGGGGGGGGGGGCUCAGACCAGCUGAGCAGAAUCCUCCACAGCUGCUUCACGCAUGGACCUGCAGUCCAGCCCAGUCGCACAGCAGUUCGUGAAAUAGUCCCGAAAAUUAAAUGUAUUGAUUCGUGUACAUCGUGAUGGUCAGCACGAAAUCAGUUCGUAUGUAAUCCACGUACCAGGAAGCAGGUGAACCAGGAAGUAUAAAGAGCGACGAACGCCGCCUCGGGAUGAGGUCGGGGUGGAAGAGUGGAAUAAACACAGGACUUUGACCAAGAGACCGGUGUUCAUGUCCCGUCCUGUGUGAAACCACAAGUCAAAGUGGAUUUAUUUGCCACGUAACUUACUGUUAUUUGAA
Sebastes umbrosus (honeycomb rockfish) is the source of this 5279-nucleotide messenger RNA. It is a transcript of the gene ddhd1b, whose product is annotated as DDHD domain containing 1b. Gene Ontology annotation, cellular component: cytoplasm. Bases 557 to 3157 code for a protein of 866 amino acids. The transcript is spliced from 13 exons. Gene Ontology annotation, molecular function: metal ion binding; glycerophospholipase activity. The record is from RefSeq and is a predicted model, not a curated record. Lineage: Eukaryota; Metazoa; Chordata; Actinopteri; Perciformes; Sebastidae.